GAACUCAUAUGUGGCCGAUGAAAUUAUCCAAAGUGUAAUUUCAAUCGUCAGUCAUCGCUGGGAAGUAUAAUCAGAUCGUCCGGGGAUACAAUCACGAACAAGUUUAGUCAACAAAUCAGGCCUGCAAAUGUUCAAAUUGCUAAUUCACUUUCUCAUUAGCCUAUCAUUACCGCCUUUGUUUCUCUCUGCGCUCUUCCCACGAACGCCCAAGCUCCAUUCCGUGGAGGAAGGAAGAGGAAAGCUCUUCUUUGCGCUCGAUGUUUUGGGUUUGGCUAAACUUCACGGGCGGAAAAUAGAGUGGUACAAUGUUACUACAGAUGACGGAUAUAUUCUGGCUCUCCACAGAAUUCUCUCGAAUUCUUCGGUGGAUGGGGAGAAGUCGGGCCCCAGGCCUGUGGUUUUCCUCCAGCAUGGGCUGAUGGCGACUUCAGAUGCCUUCAUCGUUUAUGGCUCUCCCAGGAGUCUUGGGUACCAAUUAUCAGAUGCUGGAUACGACGUCUGGAUGGGUAAUUUCCGAGGGAAUACGUACUGUCUGACGCACGAAAAAUGGUUGUCUGAUAAUUCUGAAUUUUGGGACUUCAGCAUGGAUGAGUAUGCUCUUCAGGACCUUCCUCCGCAGAUCGACUUCGUCCUCAAAGCCACUAAUCAAUCGUCUCUAUCGUUCAUCGGCCACUCAUUAGGCGCCACCACCCACAUAAUGCUCCUCAGUGCUCGUCCAGAGUACAACAAGAAAAUGGACUUUGUGGUUUACUUUGCCCCAGUCGUUUAUUCGGUGACUCGAACACGUCUGAGGGAUACCCUGCCCGCGCUGGCUCUGAUUCCCCAAAUAUUCGCACGGAGUGGAGCCGUCGAACUAUUCAGCCAGAACUUGCUCAGCCCCAUCACCAUUUACUUCUGUGCAUCCACUAGGUCUCUGCUUGAAUGGUGUCAGGGUUUAAUGGAUCGCCUCGUGGGAUACGAUCGAGAGCAAUUUAAUUUAAGAGAAUUCCUGGGUGUAAUGUCUUAUUAUCCUGCGGGGACGUCAGCCAAAGUUAUUUUUCAUUACAGUCAGCAAACACUCAGUGGGAAAUUCCGGAAAUACGAUUACUUGACGAGCGACCUGAACCUCCAGCACUACGGCCAACCCACAGCCCCCGAUUACGAUGUGAGCGCCAUCGACGUGCCCGGAAUGGCGAUUUUUCGAGGCCCCGGUGACGUCGUUACCACAGACGAGGAUAUGAGAGUUUUCAUUAACAGUCUGUCACCGAAACAGUCUGUAGUCUAUGAAACCGUGAAAUUCCCUUCGUUCAAUCAUGGCGCGUUCAUCUCAGCUCGGGAUCUCAAGCCACUGGUAAAUGAUCUGGUGCUGGAGUAUCUCCAAAAAUAUUAUCAGAAUAAAAAUAGUAAACUUUAAGUUUCCAGGAUCAUUUUAGAAUGAGUGAGUGCAAAUCAAAUGAAUCAACUGAAUAAAUCGAAUGCAAAUGCACAAAAUAAAACGAAUAAAAUCAA
Messenger RNA from Diachasma alloeum, 1488 nucleotides. Its product is annotated as lipase 3. The coding region runs from base 128 to 1393 and encodes 421 amino acids. Gene Ontology annotation, biological process: lipid metabolic process. Gene Ontology annotation, molecular function: hydrolase activity, acting on ester bonds. Lineage: Eukaryota; Metazoa; Arthropoda; Insecta; Hymenoptera; Braconidae. The transcript is spliced from 6 exons. The record is from RefSeq and is a predicted model, not a curated record.